This is a messenger RNA of Metarhizium robertsii ARSEF 23, 1512 nucleotides long. Its product is annotated as Major facilitator superfamily domain protein. Gene Ontology annotation, biological process: transmembrane transport. NCBI's taxonomy places the organism in Eukaryota, Fungi, Ascomycota, Sordariomycetes, Hypocreales, Clavicipitaceae. The coding region runs from base 1 to 1512 and encodes 503 amino acids. Gene Ontology annotation, molecular function: transmembrane transporter activity. The record is from RefSeq and is a predicted model, not a curated record. The transcript has a single exon. Gene Ontology annotation, cellular component: membrane.
AUGGCCACAACGCACGACUCGGCCCGCGAGGUAAGGGCCGAAACGACACCACUCCUAGGAUGUCGCGAAUCCAACCAAGACAACGAGCAGACAUCAAACAUCAGCAAAAGAACAGUCUUGAUAUUAGUCGGCAUCUGUAUCAUCGCUAUUGACUUUGGAAACUACCUGUCCUUUGCGCCCCAAAUCGACAUUCUGGAGCAAAUUGUCUGCAAAAGACAUGGCAAUGCGUCAGGCCCAGAUUGCAAGGCGGAUGAGAUCCAAGCUGAGCUGGCAAUCUUGGUCGGAUGGAUGGCCUUCUGUAACCAGGUGCCCGGGAUCAUCUUGGCUCUUCCAUAUGGCUUUGCUGCAGACAAAUUCGGCAGAAAACCCGUUUUGCUGCUCAGCUUGAUGGGCCUCAUAUUGGAAGAGAUGGCAGUUCGAUUCAUACUUGGGAUGAGCGACAGAAUCCCCGCCGAGGCUAUUUGGACCGCGCCGCUAUUGCAAUUAAUCGGAGGCGGACCUCAGAUGGCAACAUCCAUGACCUUCACCAUCAUAACCGAUGUCUUUCCCGCUUCACAACGGUCGUCCAUCUUCUUCAGGUUGUCGGCUAUCAUCUUGCUCGGCGAGCUUCUGGCAACUCCGUCUGGCGCUCUCGCAAUGUCGUGGACGCCUUGGUUUCCGUUUUUGGCCGGUGUCGCUUUCGAGUUCAUCGGCCUUGCGGCUGCUUUUGCGCUUCCUGAAACGAUGCCAGCACCACCUCAGCAAGAAGCACCACUGGAAGAGCGGCGUGUCUUGUCUAAUGACCAGGCAGAGGCCCGAAAACAAGUCUUUUCAACUCGGUCCUUGUUGCAAAAAUGGUCGCACUUUCGCUGCCAUGGGAUUAGUACCAAAGGGAUGAUAAACAUACUCCUUGUCACGGCAUCAUUUCUGAUGGCAAGCAUUGGAAGAGAGGCUCUGCAGUUUGUCGUUCAAUAUGCAUCAAAGAAGUUUUCGUGGACGAUUGCCAAAUCCAGCCUUUUAAUAACCGUCAAAGGCGUUAUUAACUUAUUGAGCCUCCUGUUCCUGCUGCCUCGGAUAUCUUUUCUCAUGUUAAAGCACAUGUCAACCGUCAGAGCCGACCUUGUUCUUGUGCAGGGGAGCGUGUUUCUCUUGACGGUAGGCACUGCCAUUAUGGCUUUUUCGCAGCAAUCUGGAGCUUUCACGGCAGGAAUCGUCAGUUUUUCCCUUGGUUGGGGCUAUUAUGCGGCACUCCGCAGCCUGGCAACAUAUUUGGUUUUGCCGUCACAGGCCGGAGCUCUCAACACGGCCAUUGCUUUGGCACAAAGUUUUGGCGCCAUGGUAUCCGGGCCCGUGUUGGCUCUCUCAUUCCGUUGGGGCCUUGCCAUGGGUGGAACUUGGGUAGGACUCCCAUACAUGGUCGCCUCGAUUCUUUUCGCUGCGGCUGGCGGGUUGGUCCUUUGUAUCCGCCUGCCGCGACAGCUCGAGCGGACUCGGAAUGGCUUGGAAUUUACAGAUGCCGAUGCCAAUUCAUGA